AUGCCAAGUGAAAAGGCAGAAGGACGAGGAGAACAGCUUUCGUAUCGCGAGCUGAGGUAUGAAAUCACCAGAGAUAUCAAUCAAUUGGCGAGACAACAGGGUUCCACACUCCUGCAAAAAGGAGUGAUACAAGAGCAGGGUCACUGCGCUGUUGUAGACAACAAUGAAUGGCAAAUCAAAAGUGGAGGGCGUAGGGGAGCUCCAGGCUGCGACAGGAUACAGCAAGAGGGCGCAUCCGAAGCGGAGAGAGAAGGGGGAACAGGAGGCGGCGGAAGCAAAGCCAAAAGGCUAGCGGGCAGCCUAGGCGGUGGGCGGAACGAAAAAGGACGUGGGCUGGCUGGGAAUAGGCUUGGGGUGAGCCAGGGCGGGGUCGGGCAUGGGGGGCAGACCAAGCAGAGAAAGGCGGACUCACCCCUGGACUCACCCCUGGAAUGCCCUAAAUGGGCCCCGAAUUUGAUCUUGGGAGUCGUACCCGUCAGAACAUCGCACCCUUGGCCUUCAGGUGCUGCGAUCACUUCCGCUACGGCGACAGCCAAACUCUCUGAGCGCAUUCACCCAACUUCCAAAUCGAUCAUUCUACCACUGCAUCCAAUUCCUGUCUUCAAAUUUGAAAAAGAGAAAGAAGAACAGAAAAAACAAGCGUCAAAAUAA
This is a messenger RNA of Paracoccidioides lutzii Pb01, 651 nucleotides long. RefSeq lists its product as hypothetical. The record is from RefSeq and is a predicted model, not a curated record. Bases 1 to 651 code for a protein of 216 amino acids. The transcript is spliced from 3 exons.